Lingula anatina is the source of this 3439-nucleotide messenger RNA. Its product is annotated as E3 ubiquitin-protein ligase TRIM56-like. Lineage: Eukaryota; Metazoa; Brachiopoda; Lingulata; Lingulida; Lingulidae. The record is from RefSeq and is a predicted model, not a curated record. Gene Ontology annotation, molecular function: protein binding; zinc ion binding.
AUGGCGACUGCUGCUACAGAAUGUGAUGUAAAAGAUGAAGAUUCAAGCCUGAGAACUGUGAUAACUGAAAACUUUGUGAGUUGUCCUAUAUGCCUUGUGGAGUACACUGCCCCGACAGAUUUGCCAUGUAAACAUACAUUUUGUAAAGGGUGUCUGUCGACUUUAAUUUCUGAUUUAAAACCAGGAAGUAAGUUUCCAUGCCCGGUUUGUCAGCGAGAAAUAGAAGUGCCUGAGAAUGGACUGGAGGGCUUUACUCAUAAUUUCUUCGUUGAAAGCUUGCAGGACACUGUUCUUAAACCAACCAAAAAGGCAAAGUGCAGCUUUUGUGCCUUUUCGUCUGAAACUGAAACUAUUGCCACAUCUAAAUGCAUCACCUGCCAUGACUACCUGUGUGAAAAGUGCUCUAAGUUACACUGCAGUACCAGGUUCACCAAAGACCACAAGGUCCUCACUUUUCAACAGAUACAAAGUGAGGAGCACCAAAAAGAGAUCCAAGAACAGCAAGUUAUAUUCUGUUCGGAACACAAUGACGAAACUCUACGUUACUACUGUAUGAAAUGCCAGAAACCCGUCUGUCGUGAUUGUAAGAUCUUAAGUCACGAUGAUCACAAGGUGACAACUUUGUCAACAGCUUCUAAAGGUGUUAGUUGUCAACUACAGGCAAGAUUAGAUGGACUGGGGUCAGAAGACGAAACUAUGCAAGAGGCAAUUGAGAAAGUGGACCAAAUGAUACAAGGCUUUCAGGAAAACAAAGAAUACAUUCAGUUUGAAAUUUCACAAAGAGCAGAUCAUCUUUGUCAAAUGGUGCGCCAAAAAGAAAAAACCCUUCUUAAUGACUUAGAUCAAACGUUUUCUGCUCAGAUGAAAAACUUGAAUAUAUCCCACGAUCAUUUCAGCAGCUUAUCUUCCACCAUUAAGAGUGCUGUAAAUGUAGUGGGAAACACGUUGAAACGAGGUGUCCCGGUAGAGAUCCUCAUGUUAGAGCACCAGUUAAGAAAUAGACUAGAUGAGUUACAGCACACAACAGCCACAACCGAAAUACCCAAAGAAUUAAAACUCACAUUAAAAACCAACCAAGAUGUUGACCAAGAUAUAUUGAGUGGGGCUGGCCUUGGAGAAAUUCAUGAAGAAUGGAGAGACAGUCGCCUCUAUGAACAAGACACCUCCGAGUCCACUCGUGAAGGUGAUGAACAGGCUUCAAAUUCAAACUCAACAUCACCGGCGCCGCCUCCACAAGAAAAACCGAAGUUAAAGGUCAAAGCUGACUGCAUACUGGAGUUUGACACUGGAUCUACAAGACCAGAUGGCAUCUCAUUAAGUCCAUCUGGAGACUAUGUCACCGUCCACGAUGAGGCAGGCAAACUAAAUGUGUUUAGUUCAGAUGGCACAUUUAAAGAUAUCAUUACCAGUGUUUCAGGUACCAAGCUGCAGUAUCCAGAAGGAAUAUGUCACUUCCCUGAUGGCAGAAUGAUUGUGUCUGAUAGUGACAAUAACACAAUGUUUAUGUUGUCAACACAAUGGGAAGUGCUACAAACGGUGUGUGUUCAGGAUCCAAGGGGCGUGGCUCUGAACGACACCUGCACUGAGGUUGCUGUAGUACGUGAGGGGGUGGAAAGGGCGGUAAGUUUGUACAACAUGGACCGGGAAAGACUAUCACUGACUCCUGGUCAUGAAAUAAAUUCUUACAAUGGGACACCAAUAUUCGAUGAACCGUAUAAGGUGGCAUAUAUGAAAAACGGUUGUAUUAUUGCUUGUGAUAUUAAAUCAAAGAAAGUUCAUAUCCUGACCCCAGCUGGUGAACCACUGUAUCAGUACACAGGACCUGAUAACAAAUUAGGUCGCCCCCAUGGGGUCUGUGUUGAUGCAUAUGACAACAUAAUGGUUACAGACUUUGAUAACCACUGUAUACACCUUGUUUCCCGAGAUGGGAAGUUCAUCCAGUACAUAGCAACUGAAGCUGAUGGACUAGAUAAACCAUGGGCAUGUACCAUCAACCAGGAUGGAGAUCUAGUCGUAACAGAAGACGACGGAAAAGCAAGAUUAGAUAAACUGGGGACAGAAGACGAAACUAUAGAAGAGGCAAUUGAGAAAGUGGACCGAAUAAUACAAUGUUUUCAGGAAAACAAAGAAUACGUUCAGUUAGAGAUUUCACAAAGAGCAGAUCAUCUAUGUCAAUUAGUGCGCCAAAAAGAACAAAUCCUUCUUCAUGACUUAGAUCAGACGUUUUCUGCUCAGAUGAAAAACUUAAAUAUAUCCCACGAUUAUUUCAGCAGCUUAUCUUCCACCAUUAAGAGUGCUGUAAAUGUAGUGGGAAACACGUUGAAACGAGGUGUCCCGGUAGAGAUCCUCAUGUUAGAGCAUCAGUUAAGAAAUAGACUAGAGGAGCUACAGCACACAAGAGCCGAAACCGAAAUACCCAAAGAAUUAAAACUCGCAUUAAAUACCAACCAAGAUGUUGACCAAGAUAUAUUGAGAGGGGCUGGCAUUGGACAAAUUCACGAAGAAUGGAGAGAGAGUCGCCUGUAUGAGCAAGACACCUCCGAGUCCACUUGUGAAAGUGAUGACCAGGCUUCAAACUCAGCAUCACCGGUGCCUCAGUCUGAGGGUGAGUGCGUUCUAGAGUUUGAUACUGGAUGUACAAGACCAGUGGGCAUCUCAGUAAGUCCAUCUGGAGACUAUGUUACGGUCCACGACAAGGCAGGGAAGCUGAAUGUUUUUAGUUCAAAUGGCACGCUUAAGACAUCCAUUACCAGUGUUUCAGGUACCAAACUGCAGUUCCCCGUAGGAAUAUGUCACUUCCCUGAUGGCAGAGUGAUUGUGUCUGAUAAUGGCAAUAACAAGCUUUUUAUGUUGUCAUCACAAUGGGAAGUGCUCCAAACGACUUGUGUCCAGGAACCAUGGGGUGUGGCUCUUAACGACAAUUAUUCGGAGGUUGCUGUUGCACAUAUGGGGACGGAAGGGGCGAUACGUUUGUACGACAUUGACAGAGAAAGAAUAGCAUUGACUGCUGAUCAUGAAAUAAAUUCUUACAAUGGGACACCAAUAUUCGAUGAACCAUAUAAGGUGGCAUAUAUGAAAAACGGUUGUAUUAUUGCCUGUGAUGAUAAAGAAAGGAAGGUCCAUAUUCUGACCCCAGCUGGUGAGCCACUGUAUCAGUACGCAUGGCCUGAUUACAACCUAGGUCCACCGUAUGGGGUCUGUGUUGAUGCAUAUGACAACAUACUGGUUACAGAUAAUGCUAACCACUGCAUACACUGUGUAUCCCCAGAUGGAAAGUUCAUCCAGUACAUAGCAACCGAAGCUGAUGGACUAUGUGACCCAUGGGCAUGUACCAUCAACCAGGAUGGAGAUCUUGUGGUAACAGAAGAAAACGGGAAAGUGAAAGUUUUUUGUUAUUUGGAAAAGUAGAAUGUUGAUAUUUACAAUUACAUUGAAUGCA